AUCAUUCAAGAACAACCAGCCAUGGAAGCCAAGGUAGGUAUACAAUGGAGCUCCAUCAUAGUUCCUUCAGUUCAAGAGAUGGUUGAGGAGAAGCUGAUCACCACGGUUCCUCCUAGGUAUGUACGGUCAGAUCUAGACAAAGCUGAGAUGGACAGUGAUUUAACAACCGAGAUCCCAAUCAUCGACAUGAACCUUUUGUGUUCUUCAACCUCCAUGGACUCAGAGAUUGACAAGCUCGACUUAGCUUGCAAAGAAUGGGGGUUUUUCCAGCUUAUAAACCAUGGAAUGGACUCAAGUUUCUUGGACAAGAUUAAGUCAGAGAUUCAAGAUUUCUUCAACCUUCCUAUGGAAGAGAAGAAGAAGCUCUGGCAACGACCUAAUGAGAUUGAAGGGUUUGGACAAGCUUUUGUGGUUUCAGAGGAGCAGAAACUUGAUUGGGGAGACAUGUUUUUCAUCACAAUGCAACCUGUUCAUUUACGCAAGCCUCACUUGUACCCCAAGUUACCUCCUCUCUUCAGAGAAACACUAGAGACGUACUCAGCUGAAGUGAAAAGCAUAACUAAGAUCUUACUAGCGAGCAUGGCAAGAGCCCUAGAGAUCAAACCUGAGGAAAUGGAAUACUUGUUUAGUGACGACUUAGGACAGAAACUGAGAAUGAACUACUACCCUCCUUGUCCAGAGCCUGAUCAGGUUAUUGGUCUAACACCACAUUCAGAUGCUACAGGACUCACCAUCCUCUUGCAGGUGAAUGAAGUGGAAGGUCUCCAGAUCAAGAAAAACGGCAAGUGGGUUUCAGUCAAACCUCUCCCAAACGCUUUCGUUGUCAAUAUUGGAGACAUGUUAGAGAUGAUAACGAAUGGGACAUACAAGAGUAUAGAGCAUCGUGGGGUUGUGAACUCAGACAAGGAGAGGCUUUCUAUGGCGGCGUUUCACAAUACGGGAAAUAGUAAAGAGGUUGGACCGUUGAAAAGUCUCGUGGAAAGGCAAAAGGGUGCAUGUUUCAGAACUGUGACCCCUGAAGAGUAUUAUAAGGGCUUGGCCACUCGUGAGCUUGAUGGAAAAGCUUUCCUUGAUGUUUGGAGAAUCUAA
Molecule: messenger RNA, 1089 nt
Organism: Eruca vesicaria subsp. sativa (arugula)
Lineage: Eukaryota; Viridiplantae; Streptophyta; Magnoliopsida; Brassicales; Brassicaceae
Source: the annotation of a GenBank genome assembly